Messenger RNA from Vespa velutina, 5058 nucleotides. RefSeq names its product leucine-rich repeats and immunoglobulin-like domains protein 3. The record is from RefSeq and is a predicted model, not a curated record. Bases 566 to 3454 code for a protein of 962 amino acids. Gene Ontology annotation, molecular function: protein binding. The transcript has 14 exons. NCBI's taxonomy places the organism in Eukaryota, Metazoa, Arthropoda, Insecta, Hymenoptera, Vespidae.
UACGCGUCGAUAAUCCGAACUAAUAGUGGUUCGAUGCGACAAAUCAAAUCCCGUCGGGUCUAAAAUGUGCGUGGAAUAAAAGGAAAAAAAAAAAGGGAUAAAAAAAGAAACACAUUCUCUCGGCGUCUCCGCCUCCUCCUAACGAACUCGAUAAUUUUUCAUCUAAAUUAUCUGGCAACGUUGGAUCGUACUCGUCUAUCUCUCUCUGAUCAUCAUCAUCAUCGUCGUCUUCGUCGUUGUCUUCGUCGUCGUCGUCGUCGUAGGCGUCAUCAUGAUGUAUGAAUCCAAGUGUCGACGAAGUUUGUUUUGAAUCGAUUGAAUGUGGAUAUUUGACUUUUUCGUUAUUAUGGUAAUUCCCUUGAAAAGGAGUGGCGUUGAGUUUAUUUAUCGUUAUGGCGUUAAUCGCUUAUAUCCGUCAAUAUUCGAUUGAGAAAUAAUAAAAAAAAUUAAAAAAAAAAAAAAAAAAAAAAAAGAAGAAAAAAGAAAAAAAAAAAAAGAAAAAACAAAAAAGAGAAAAAAGAAAAAGGAAAAAAGUGUUACGAAAAUUGGUUACGAUAAAAGUAUAAUGUCGGAGAUCGAAAAGAUUUUUCUCAUUCAAUGUCGGCUACGAUCGAAAGGAAACGAUUCGAUCAUCGUGAAAUUAUUCGUCCUAUGGAUUCUUUUACCAUUGAAUUUGAUGAUGGCCGAUCGGCCAAUUAUAUCAAAUUCAGAGAAAAGUAAUAAGUGUCCUGUCGAAUGUGGUUGCAUAGGGAACGUUGUGAUAUGUAAUAAUUUACAAUUGAUCGAAGCACCUAGCGGCUUACCACCAUGGACCGAAAAUUUAAGUCUAAAAGAUAAUAAUAUAAGCAACUUGAAGUUUGAUUCGUUACUACAUUUAACAGAACUUAAAGAACUGGAUAUGAGCGCUAAUAAAUUAGGAGAUAACUUUACUAUUGGUUUAUCGGAUGCGGCACAACUGAAAGGGCUCAAAGUGAAUAAAAAUCAAUUGACGCAAAUACCUGAUCUUUCUUUCGUUAAAAAUUUAACACAUCUCAGUUUAUCGCACAAUGAAAUUUCUACAAUUAAUGGAACUGCUUUAGCUGUCUUAUCGGAGCUUCAAACUUUGGACUUGAGUUUAAAUAAAAUAACUGUUCUACGACGUGGCUCAUUUCUUGCACCUAAUAGAAUCGUGCAUUUAAAUUUAAAUAUGAAUCGAAUAUAUGUCAUUGAAAAUGGUAGCUUAGAUAAUUUGACUUCAUUGGAAGAACUUCGUUUAAAUAAAAAUCAUCUUGUACAAUUAAUGGAUAUAUCGUCCGUGCAAAGUCUCUCUACGGCACUUUUCAGUAAUCUUGGAAAAUUGAGGAUAUUAGAAUUGAAUAGAAAUGAGCUGCAACAAAUGCAAGUAUUAAGUCUAACUGGUUUAACAAAUUUGGAAGAAUUACGUUUGAAAAGAAACAAAAUAAGUACCUUAAAUGAUGGAGCAUUUUGGCCUCUUAAAAAUCUCAUUCUUCUUCAACUUGAUUUCAAUUUAUUAACAACUGUGAAGAAAGGUGGUUUGUUUGGAUUAGAACAUUUGAAAAAAUUGACUUUAUCCCAUAAUCAUAUAAAAACGAUUGAAUCGCAAGCUUGGGAUAAUUGUGGAGAAAUCACUGAAUUGGAUUUAUCAUAUAAUAUGUUAAUUUCUAUAGAACGAGAUACGUUUGAUCAUUUAGAUAAACUAGAAAGAUUAAAAAUGGAUCACAAUCAAAUUACGUAUAUAUCGGAUGGUGCUUUCAACUCUACCCCAAAACUACAAGUUUUAGAUCUUAAUUCCAACAAAAUAUCCUACAUGGUAGAAGAUAUUAAUGGAGCUUUUGGUCCGCUCAGUAAUUUAUGGAAAUUAGGACUGGCACAUAAUAAAAUCAAAUCUGUUAAUAGAAAUGCUUUUAUCGGUUUAAGUCGUGUUACCGAACUCGACUUGAGUGGGAACAAUAUAACUAGUAUUCAAGAAAAUGCAUUUAAUACGAUGCCAGAUUUAAAGAAAUUGAAAUUAAAUUCAAGAUCAUUGGUCUGUGAUUGUGGAUUACAAUGGUUUAGCACAUGGAUAGGAUCACAUAGAUUCGAAGAUACAGAAGCUCAUUGUGGUUAUCCACAUUGGUUACAAGAUAAACCAUUAGCUCAAUUACAUCAUACAAAUUUCACAUGUGAUGAAUAUCCAAAGCCAAGAAUAAUAGAAGAGCCUAUAGAUCAAAAACGUGUGAAAGGUGACAACGUGACUCUUAUAUGCCGUGCAACAAGUACGGCUGACGCACCAUUAAAGUUUACUUGGAAACGGGAUAACGUGGAAUUAGAUAAUCCUAAUUUACAAACAGACAUUAGCACGUUGGAAGGUGGUGUAACAAAUGCAUCCUCUGUUUUGCAACUUAUUAACGUGACUCAUGCUAAUGCUGGAAAGUAUCAAUGUAUGGUCACUAAUUCCUACGGAACUACGUAUUCUGCUAAGGCCAAACUAAGUGUCCUAAUAUAUCCAUCAUUUUCAAAAAUACCUCGUGAUAUACGAGUAACUGCUGGAAGUACGGCACGUCUUGAAUGUUCAGCCGAAGGACAACCGACUCCUCAAAUAGCUUGGCAAAAAGAUGGAGGAAAUGAUUUUCCAGCGGCAAGAGAAAGAAGAAUGCAUAUGAUGCCUACGGAUGAUGUACUUUUUAUUGUAGAUGUAAAAAUGGCUGAUAGUGGUGUUUAUUCUUGCACUGCUCAAAACCUAGCCGGACUUAUCGUAGCGAAUGCGACUCUUACUAUAUUGGAGGUACCAUCAUUUGUAAAACCAAUGGAAAAUAAAGAAAUAAUGAUAGGUGGUUCGAUCGUAUUGGAAUGCAUGGCAAGUGGUUCACCACGUCCAAAAUUAAUGUGGCGUAAAAAUGGUAGUCCAUUACAAGUAACCGAACGUCAUUUCUUUACGGCAGAAAAUCAAUUAUUAAUAAUAGUUAAUACCAUGAGUAACGACGCAGGAAGUUACGAAUGUGAAAUGAGUAAUUCAUUGGGUAGUGUUGUUGGUGCGUCUCAUCUUACAGUAAAUCCUGCUCCAACGUCCAUCGUAAACGAAGAUAAUAUAUUGGGAUUAAUAAUAAUCACAGUGGUAUGCUGUGCCGUUGGUACGUCGGUAGUUUGGGUGGUAAUUAUUUAUCAAACGAGAAGACGUUUAAAUAACACGCGCCAUUCUAAUACGCAACAAUUACCUACAACGGUAAUAUCAACGGCGCCAGAAAAUCAAACUCACAUGUAUUUGGAUACUAGUUCGCAACACAGUAAAGAUAGUGGUACCGGUGAUAGUACUAAUCCCAGUAACGAUCAAUUACAAUUUUGUUUACCCGAAGAAAUGGUAACUUGUUCGGUCAACAACGAAGAAGAAACUGUAGCAGUUAACGUUGUUGAUCCACUUAUACGUUAUACGAAUCAUGAACGAUAUGUUCAUUCAGAAAAGGGCUGUGCUGUAUAAGCAAGAAUUAAGUUUCUUUGUUUACGAACAAUUUAUAGCAAAAGCCUUUAAUAAUUAUAAAAAGCCUUUUACACAGAUAUCAUACAUACAUACAACAUCCAUCAUCGUUUGAUGAUAUUGAGAUUUAGAAUAUACAAAUAAUAAUCAUGAAAAAUGAUAUCGAAGAAAAUCUGUGAAAGGCAAUUAAAAAUGAAACCUGUCAAUAUGCAACAGAAAAAGUAUUUUUAAUACUUGCAACUACUGUAUAAUGCUAUUGGUAUGUGUCAUCUUAUAUAUAGAAUAUCAGUGUAAUAAUAAUAAUAUAAUAAUAAUAAUAUGAUAAUGUUGAUGACGAUGAUGAUAAUGAUAAUGAUGAUAAUCAUGAUGAUGAUGAUGAUGAUGAUGAUGAUGAUGAUGAUGAUGAUGAUGAUGACUUUAUGAAAGGAUAGUACUGACUCUUACACGUACGUGUAAUACGUUAUUAUACGUAUAAUUAUCAAAGUAAACUGGUCGUUAUCAGUGUGGUCGUUAUAAGGAUGCAAGUAAAUUAGCAGUUAUGAAAAGAGACACGCAUUGUAAAUAUUUAAGUUUUAAACAAAUUCAUAUUCUGCUAUUACUUGCAUGAGAUUAUGGUUACACACUCACACACACUCACACACACACACACACACACACACACACACACACACACAUUGUAUGAUGACUUCGUUGUAAGAAAGAAUCAUAAACUCUUUGAAAGUCACCUAUACUAGGUCAAUCUUUGUGAUAGAUAUUUAUUAUAGAUUUAUACGAAUUAGGAAGAUACAAUAUUUAUGAUAUUUGAAGGUGUAAUUUUAUCAUGAGGAUAUAGAUGAGAAGUUGAGUAUGUAUCAUCUGUGCACCAAUGUACUGAUAUAUAUACAUAUAUACAUAUACAUAUAUAUAUAUAUAUAUAUAUCUUUGUGGAUUGUCUUCCCUCUUCAUUUUUACACUGUGGUCGUCGUAAUGAUUAAUAAGUAACAUACAAGUUUAUUUCUAUUCAUAAUUAAUAAACGCGUUGCUUAUUGAACGUUAUUCGUAUAUAAGUAUGUAUGUAUGUAUGUAUGUAUGAAUGUAUGUAUGUAUGUAUGUAUGUAUGUAUGUAUAGUAUAUGUAUGUACGUCCAACGUAUAUUCUUUUAACGUCAUACUUAUUUAAUCGAAGAAGGAAAAGUAUUACUAUGACUCGAUAUAUAUAUGCGAAAUUAUUCGUUUUGAAAGUGACACUGUGUAUAUAUGUAUAUAUACACAGUUGCUUGACUUGUAUUAUUUUAUUGAAUUUAACAUAAAUUUGAUAAUGAUAUGUUUUCUCAAAGUAUUAUUCAAAAAAAGGAAAAGAAAAGAAAAGAAAAGAAAAGAAAAGAAAUUUUAACGAAGAGUAAACUGACAAUGGAUCAACCAAAAUUUUGUUGUAAUUAUUCAAUUGCUCUGCAUUAUUAUUGCAAUUAAAAAAAUUAAGGAACUUAAAAAUCAUUGUUUUAAAAGCUGAUCUAUUUGCGAUUUGAUAAUUUUUUUAUUCGAAUGAAAUCGAAAAUAGAAAAGAUUAGACGUAAAGAAUACUUGUGACGAUGAGUGUUAAUAAUACAAUACAAAUUAUUAUUCCUAUUA